Messenger RNA from Pangasianodon hypophthalmus (striped catfish), 2703 nucleotides. Its product is annotated as zinc finger protein 250. The transcript is spliced from 2 exons. Gene Ontology annotation, molecular function: RNA polymerase II cis-regulatory region sequence-specific DNA binding; DNA-binding transcription factor activity, RNA polymerase II-specific. The record is from RefSeq and is a predicted model, not a curated record. Gene Ontology annotation, biological process: regulation of transcription by RNA polymerase II. Lineage: Eukaryota; Metazoa; Chordata; Actinopteri; Siluriformes; Pangasiidae. Bases 1195 to 1968 code for a protein of 257 amino acids.
UGGCUUUGUUCGUUGCUGUACAUGUUGCUCUUGCACUAAAUAAUUACUGAAGUUUGCAUGGGGUAAAUACUAUUUAGCAAAUAUCUCAGUGAAGUUUGCAGUUGCAUUAUGUGAUCUUAAAUGCUGUCCAUUUUGUGUUAUACCACGUGCUCUGGGCUUGUAAAAACAAAUAAUAAGAAAUGCAUUUAUUUAUUUAUUAAAAUAAAAUGUCCAUCACAUCCUAAGGUGCAUUGGUGAUUUCGCCAUCCUUCCUGUCUAUCGCACCAUUUGUGAAAUGUGUUUUUUUUUUUUUUUUUUAAAAAUGCUGCGAGAGUUAUAUAAACAGACUGCAAAAGGAAGGUGUGCGCCCGGAAGUGCUUCUUUGGGAUCUUCCGGUCUGGUGCUUGUUUUCUCGCCUGCCCUUAUUUUUCAAAUCACUGCUAGUUGUGUGUAAUCUGAGAGAAUUUUUUAUCAGCAUUAUUUUAGGGCUUCCAAGGUUUCGUUUUAUUUAUUUGUUUGUUUAUUUAUUUAUUUAUUUAAGCACUCAGUUUGAUCAGCUUUAUAUCUUUUACAUUUUUAUAUAUUUUUAAAGGGUAAUUUACCAGUAAAACAAAAAUCAAUUGUUGUAUUUGGAAAACCUGUUAAAGAAAGAUUUCUCAGAGAAAUAACAAAAAUACGACACUAAGCAACAAAUUAGAAACAGAAUCACUGAAGACAUCACAAAUACUUCAAUAUAAAAACAUUUAAUGAGUUUUCCUUUAGGUCACAUGCCAUAAUAUCCCAGAUUGUUUGAUUGACAAGCUGUCGCAAGAUAAACGCAUUAUUGUGCACGUCUAUCUGAUGUAACUAGUAAGUGUUUGAGAGGGCUGGGUAUCGAUGAGAAACUGGCAGAGGCGAAGAUUUGUUAAAAAAGGAAGGCAACUGGUGUAUUUUUCCUUAAAUAAAUGUUUAACUGCCGCAGGGCACCACGAUCUCUGGUUUGAUUCUGAGCUCUGGUUACUGUCUCUGUGGUGUUUCCCAUGUACUUCCUGUGUCUGGGUUUCCUCCCACUUCCCAAUAACAUGCAGGUGGACUGGCAAAUCUACAUUGCCCCUAGCUGUGAAUGUGUGUGUGUCCUGUGAUGCGUCCCAUCCAGGGUGUAUUCCUGCCGGACACCCAGUGUUCCCAGGAUGGGCGCCAUAUCCAUCACAACCCUGACCAGGAUAAAAAGCUGCCAUGUCUGUGACGUUCAAGUCAGAGGCUGAACCGAUAGAUAUAACCAGUGCAGCUCACCGUAAGGCUGAAGGAAAGCAGCUCAAAAAGCCUCUGAAAUCCCUGGUGGAGCCGCUGCUGCUGGCGCCACAGCUGCUCGCUGGGCUGGGGCAGUAUGUAUGCAGUGUGUGCGGUGACACGUUUGGGUCGCUGGCACAGUUGGCCAGACACGUGCAGUUCCACGAUCGCGACCGGCCGUUCCCGUGUGCUGUUUGUGGCAAGCGUUUCCUGAGCCGCAGCCACCACGACGAGCACCAGCGAGUGCACACAGGAGAGCGGCCCUUCCCCUGCGACCGCUGCGAACGCUCCUUCACCACCCACCACAACCGCAAACGCCACCAGUUGAUCCACGACAAGGAGGAGGCAUACCGCUGCACUGUGUGCGGCGUGCUCUUCUGCCAGGACCACCAGCUCGGCAAUCUCAGCGGCAUCAUCCGCGUGCUCAAGCAGCACGAAAACACGAAACCAGGGCGCGUUAUGGGAAUCAAAACCAAGAUCAAGCUCGAACCAAAUUCUACAAACGAACAGGAGAAAAACAUCAAGAAGAAGAAAAAGCAUAAGCGUCAACAUUUUGAAGAAGACUAUUCCCAUUUUGCUGAAGAAGAAGAUAGCAGAAUGUCAUUCCACGCUGACGUCUCACAGGUUCCUUACAAUAAAGAGGCACAUUUUCCUGAAGCAUUGCACAGAGCAACUCCAAGGAUAAAGAAGAUUGCCUAUGACAUGGAGGUUAUUCUGUAAGCCACAGGUUCCUGAAGUAUUCCCUGUCCUCCAUAUUUUAGUGUUUUCUCUGCUUUCAACACACCUACAUAGCUAACCCCUAACCCUAACCCUGAGUUGAACUGAAUGUGUCAGAGGAGCGAAACACUAAUGUGCAGGACAGGCAGUUCUCCAGGACCAGAGUUGGGAAGAGGUACUGUAAACCAUCCCCUGAUGAUGCAGUAGUGUGAAAUGGGGAUUGUGUGGUGCAUCGUAGCACUCUAAAAUAGGAUGAAAACAGUAAUUAGUGCAAAAGCAGGAUAAACAUUUAGCUGUAUCAUUGUUUUUUGAUUGUACUGAAACAAACUAACGUUUAUAAAAUACUACAACGCUGUGACACAAAUAGAAAUGAAUUGACUGGUUGGACAAUUCGUUGUGUUUUUUUUUUUUUUUUUUUUUUUUCCCAGAUUGUAUUUUUGUGACAACACUGAUCAUUUUGCUUUCACACUUAUGAACUUUGUGUUUGCUUUUCCUUUUGACACUUUUUUUUUUCUUACAUAUAUGAAAUGGACCUAAUUCCUCCUACAUAAUUAUGGUGCAUGAUACACUAGUGUAUUUAGUUACAUUGAAUAAUUAUAUCUAACACAAAAUUCCUUAUUCAGCUACUGUGUUCGAUAUGCCAAGGGUGCCAUGUGCGGUAUCUUCUUUUUCUUCUUCCAUCUUGUAGACCUCUGACUUGUGGGGUAAGAGAAAUCAAAAUAAAUUUAGUUUAUAUGA